AUGGCACCAAUAUGGGAGUCAUUGUCAAAUAAUAACUCAAAUGACCAUAAAUCAGUGAUAUUGCUAUUUCUUGGCUGGCCACAAAUAAGAUGUUCAGAGGAUGCUGACUUAAAGAAUGAAGAGAUCUUCGACCAACUUGCAACUGCCUCGGAGACCGUAGUACACGCUAUAAAACCGAAUGAAGACUCAAAGGACCUUGAAGAACAGCUCUCGAGCAUAUCGUCGUCAACGGUACACUAUGAAAAUUCUAACGGCUUUGUCCCUGUAUUACGAUCCGUCUCGCCAUCCGUCUUGUACGAACUCGACUCGUCACAGACCAAUGACUACGAGCAGGAGAGAUCUGAAGAAAGCAACGUGACGAAAGCCGACGAUAGGCUAAAUGAGUUCGAGUUGCUGAAGGUGAACAACGACACCCCUGCGGUAGCUAAUUACCAAGAUUUUUACGAGAACGUGCACAGCAUAGCGAACACCGAAACCGACAGUCAGUUCGAUAAAUUUUCGAGGCGUCCGAACAGCGAGAGGGGAAAGAGAUAUGAGAACCACACCCGUAAUUACGAUUGGCAGUCGCAACAAAACAAUGAUGCGGAUAUCUAUGCUCAAUUCUAUUACAAUAACGCUCAAGAUACAAAGAAAACUUUUUACGGGCAGGAGAAAGUUGUUGAUAAUUAUCAGCAGCAGAAUACUGCGAACUACAAUGGACUGAGUGCGGCCAAGCAGAAUGCAGAAGCGAUCCCGUCCUCAUCAAGGACGAAUUAUGAAGCUAACGAACUCGCGCAUAGCGGAACUUAUGGUGAUGCCGCGAAAUUGUCGAGGACACACCAUAGAUUCAUGAAGCCGGUUGUCGUCGCCGAGCCAAGUAAUCAUAAAAUGGAAAUAAAAUUCAGCAGACAGCUGAAAGACAACGAGUCUGAUAAUGAUGAGAAAAUUUUGAAAAACUCAGAAUUUUCUAACUUACAGACUUACGAUACUUACAACAAUAACAAUAGGCAGCGUAGUUAUCAACGCACGGAAGACUCUGAAGAGAUCUCAGAUGAGAGCACGGAUUACUCCGAUUAUAUCGAACGGCUGAGAUUGAGAGCGCAAAAAAAUCGGAAACGUCCUGAUUCCGUUAGAAAACAACUCUCCAAAGAGCAUCGAGAUACAUUGAAUGAGAACACGGAUGAGGGCAAGUAUAACUCUGCAAAAUUAAAAUCGCAGCGGCACAGAACGAAGGCGAAUCCAUGGCUCAAUGAUCCCAGCACGAAUCACCAUGACGAGAGCAUCGAAGACAUUCGACACGAUUCCAGAGUCACCAGCGCAAAAACGAAGAAAGUUCAUGGAUCAAAGAAUACCAACACGUGGAGUCAAAUAUCUCCGAAUCUCGAAGUCUCUCAGUCCAACGGAAUAGAGUUGAAUCAGCUGGAGAAACCGAAAUACAUUGUUAAUCUCGUGCCCGUAGGAAACUUCGAUCACGCAACUGCGUUAGGUGGUAGCCAGGGUUUCGACAUGUCUAAUGCUAUGUUGCAGAAUCUCGCUACCGUCGCGCCAAUUGGUGCAUUCAGCACGACAACGUCUCUCUUGAGUACGCCUCAGCCAGUCCUUACUCAGAAUUUGGCUGUAUCGAAGAACCUGGUAUCCACGCCAAUACCCGAUAUCAUCGUUGGCCAGAACACUUUUCAAAAUCCCGUGCAGACGGUUCUGCUCUCACAUCCGAGCGGUCCAAAUAAGAUCGUAAAUACUCUGAGAGCGACUUACGUUCCGAGCACUAUGACACCUGUAUUUGCCCUCACGCCGAGCUUGACCCCGGCGCUGCAGAGCUUGAAUGUUCACGGUAUGCAGAGCAAUGUAACACCACAAACGACCUUCACCGUGUUGCCGCAGCCGACUAUUCAGACGUACCCAAGUUUUCUACAGACACCACUGCAGGGAACUCAAAUCCAGGUGAAUUCCCACGGACUGCAAGGUCAGAAUUUGAUAAAUCAUGGUAAUUUACAGGUACAGAGUGCGUCGGCAAUGCCCACUCUGCUGUCCAGCCAAACGACGAUGCCAGAAAGUAGAGCCAACUUGGAAAUGCAGAGCAAGAAGAACGUAUAUCCUACUUCCGGAGGGAACUUUCUCGCUACCGCGAGUCUAGCCGUCGGCCAGAAUGGACAAAAGCAGGCGGCUAAUGUUAACUCGUAUUAUGUUCAGAGUCAGAAUACGCAGCUAAUUCCGAUUCAACAGAAUUUACAGGAACUGCAAGCUCAAAUGAAUAAGCAACUAGUGAAGGGUGGUAGACUGUCCGGCAUUGUGUUGCAGGCCGCUGACAGCACGACUAGUCACUCAAUUAAUAAUUUAAAUAUGCUGGGAGCAGCAGCGGCAAACGCUCAUCUUCCGAAUGUAGGUGCGAAGACCGUAGAAAUCGUGAAUCCAAACAUUAAACCCAGUCCUCUCAAUGUGAAUGCCUAUCAAGCGAUGCAUUAUCCGGCUACUGUUUUGACGACACCCAUCCCAAUUUUCAGUACAAUCGCCUCAGCUACUCCACAAACCAUUUUGCACAAUUACAUGAACUCUCUGACAGAGUCUGGAGCCAAACCUAAGCAAGUGGAUCUCAAACUUAUGCAGUCUCAGGAAUCAGUAUUUAAUCCCAUCAAUUUCGUCCCUAACGUUGACAUUAUCAAAAACCAAAAUGCUCUUAACAAUAAGUUGUCAACAAACGAACCCCUUCAGCCAGGUUUAAAUCUGGUGCCCGCCGUGCCCGGCGGGAACUUUUUUAAACCGCAUUCAGGGCAAACCGAACUGAUCAUGAAACCGAAGCUUACGUCGGACUUGCAGAAUUAUGCUGAGGAAAUGUUCAAAGAAUCCUUGAAGACGAUGUACAACUCGCAGAAGUGGAACAACGAUAGAAGACCGGCAAACAUUCCGGUCCAGAAUAAUUCCGAAGCGAGUGAUUUAGCCAAACUAAAACAUGAAUUGCAAAAGUUAAAAUCUUCCUUAACGGAGUCCAAGUAUAGAGACAUUCUUGAAGCACAUCAGAGCGAGAACAACAUACACACAAGUGACGUACCCAACUCUUCAGGCGGUAAAAAAAAAUUGGAUCCUCUAUUGGAGACUUUGGAACAUUUGCUAAAGACGCGACCCGCGGGACCAAUACAUAUUUAUCACAGCGCCGUUAAACCUGGUCGUAAACCUAAAUUGGAAGAUACAAACUUUGCUGCGAGUUCCAACUAUGAUUUUAAUGACGAUAGCUAUUUGGAAUUUCUUACGCCACCCAGACCGGAUGCAUUUCGUUCAAAAGUUCCCUUCCACGAUAAGCAGAUGAAGAAAAAACGACCUGGAUCGAGAUUUAAGAAUGGCCCAAGGAAAUGGAGAUCAAAUAAAGGCUCCAAUGGACUAGAAACAUCUGCUAGUAAUAUAGAAAUGUAUCUGGAUAGACCGCAUGCUUACGCACGUAAGCCGCCUAAAGAUUUCGAUACUGAAAACUUCGACUACGACUCUAGGCAUCGGUCGUUUCUUGAUUCUUAUUCAACGUUCACCACGCCGACACCGGAAAGCCUUAGUAAAAUCUUAAGGGAAAUGAAAAGUAAUACAGAAUAUGAUAUCAAUCACCCUAGAAUGCACAAUCUUCUUGGUAUGUUAAUGAAGAACAAACAGUUGCCAAAUAGAGGCGCGCAGAACUAUUUUCGCAACAAGAAUCAAUUAAGACAAUUCUUCGAGAGAGACAGGCGUCGGUUACAGCAACAGUUCUACGCUAAUACUUUCAGGGAUUAUAUAGACAAGUCCGAUAUCGUUUCGCAGCCUACUUCGGUUGCUAACGAGAAUGUCUAUUCGGCGAACGAUACCGCGUAAAUUUGUAAUCAAAAGCAAGGCGUCAAUCACGCGAUGCGUUCGCUGGAUUUGCGCAUAAAAUCUGAGAAAAAUACACUGAGAAAAAUUUUUGAUUAAAAAUGGACGUAUCAGAAAAUUCUAAUUACAUUAA
Acromyrmex echinatior (Panamanian leafcutter ant) is the source of this 3937-nucleotide messenger RNA. RefSeq lists its product as uncharacterized. The record is from RefSeq and is a predicted model, not a curated record. Lineage: Eukaryota; Metazoa; Arthropoda; Insecta; Hymenoptera; Formicidae.